This is a messenger RNA of Glycine soja, 1512 nucleotides long. RefSeq names its product glucose--fructose oxidoreductase. Bases 151 to 1233 code for a protein of 360 amino acids. The transcript is spliced from 12 exons. The record is from RefSeq and is a predicted model, not a curated record. Gene Ontology annotation, cellular component: cytoplasm. Gene Ontology annotation, molecular function: oxidoreductase activity; nucleotide binding. Lineage: Eukaryota; Viridiplantae; Streptophyta; Magnoliopsida; Fabales; Fabaceae. Gene Ontology annotation, biological process: NADPH regeneration.
AUUGUAAUGGUUAUGGUAAAGUUGGGCCGGAGUUCACUCCAAGUGACAAUAGGGCAUUACAAAAUCCAAACAACAGAACAGGUGAUAUGCACUUGCUAGAAAAUUAAAUAAAGCUAAGGAGAAAUAUUGAGAAGCAGGAAGAAGCAAGUUAUGGCGACGAAGCAGCUUCCGCAGAUCGCCAUUCUGGGAGCUGGUAUCUUUGUGAAGACUCAGUACCUUCCGAGACUCUCCGAGAUCUCUCAUCUUUUCAUUCUGAAAUCCAUUUGGAGCCGCACUCAGGAAUCAGCUACAGCUGCCGUAGACAUAGCUCGUAAGCAUUUUCCCCAAGUAGAGACUAAGUGGGGAGAUAACGGUUUUGAUGACAUCAUUCACGAUGGAUCAAUCGAUGCUGUUGCCGUGGUCUUGGCUGGACAAAAUCAGGUUGACAUCUCACUCAGGUUGCUAAAGGCUGGUAAACAUGUCCUUCAAGAAAAACCUGCAGCAUCCUGUACAAGUGAAUUGGAAGCUGCAUUGUCUAGCUACAAAUCUAUUUCUUCUGAUGCUCCCGGUCAAUUAAUUUGGUCUGUGGCUGAAAAUUAUCGAUUUGAGCCUGGCUUAGUAGAGUGCAAGAAACUAAUUGCUGGCAUUGGGAAAAUGAUGAGUGUCCAAGUCAUUAUUGAAGGAUCAAUGAACAGUUCAAACCCCUAUUUUUCAAGCUCUUGGAGGCGCAAUUUCACUGGAGGUUUCAUUCUUGAUAUGGGUGUGCAUUUCAUUGCAGGGUUAAGAAUGCUUGUUGGGUGUGAGAUUGUUUCAGUUUCAGCUAUGACAUCUCAUGUGGAUUUGACCUUACCUCCCCCAGAUAAUAUAUCAUCUGUCUUUCAUUUGGAGAAUGGAUGUUCAGGAGUGUUUGUAAUGGUUGUCUCCUCCAGAUCCCCCAAGACCUUGUGGCGAGUUGUUGGCUUGAAUGGAACCCUGCAAGUUGAGCGUGGAUUCCAAGGACAACAUGGUUACCUGGUUUCAUUUUAUGGUACCGAUGGACAAAACAAAAGCUCUUUUUUCCCAUUCAGUGGAGUAACUGAAGAAUUAAAAGCUUUUAUUAAUGAUGUAUCUGAAAUCACCCUCAAGAAGCGGAAUCAGUUUGUGACUGAGCCUCGCCUCUCUUAUGUCGAAGGUGCAAGAGAUGUUGCUGUGUUAGAGGCAAUGCUUGAAUCUGGAGCUAGGCAAGGUGAGUUAGUUCGUCUGAAAAAGUUUUGAGGCAAUAAUGGAAUUGGUCACCUAGUUCAAUGUCUGCGGAUAUUUACUCUGUAUUGUUCUUGAACAUUGAGGUAAGCAAGGCAGUUAAGUAUUAGAUGAAUAAGGUGGUGUUUAAAUAAUUGCUCUGAUCAAUGUCAUUGGAUGAAGUUGUAGGAUUUGCAUAAUAUAUCAUGCAUAUAUUAAUACUGUGAGAAACUUGGUGCUCUCAUAUUUCGUUUUGUACAUAUGCUCUCGGGCACUUACGAAUUUCUUUAAUUUUGGUGCACUUCGUGGACUGGA